CACACAUUCACGAGCCAAUCAGGCGCGCGGGAACAGAACACACGCGUGCUGAAGGAGCGCGCGGUGCGGAGAGGCGCGGCGCGAGACGCUCGAACCGGCUGUCUGUCAUCAGCUGAGAGAGGGGCAGCGACACGCCGGAGGAACAGGAGUCCAAGGGGGGGAGAGAGGRAAAAAAGUGGGAAGAAGUGGGAGAGAGUGAAAAAUAAAAUCAUAAUUUUAAAAAUAUAUAUAUCCGACAUGAGCGGUCAGUUUGAGGAAGAGCUCCACGACAGGAAGAGCAGCAAGUCCCCGACGCUGCUCUCCUCCUACUGCAUCGACAGCAUUCUGGGCCGCCGGAGCCCCUGUAAGGUCCGCCUGCUCGGCCCGCAAAGUCUGACGGCGCUGUCCGGCAGAGCGGAGCUCGACAAGCCGGCUGAGGGGUUAACGAAGGAGCCCCUCUCCCUGGGCGCUGACAUGCACCUGCCCCCCAAGCUGCGCCGGCUCUACGGACCGGGGGGAAAGUACCUCCACGAGCAGGCGGAGAAGCUGGAGAGGGAGCGGCUCCUCCUGGAGCAAGCGGCCGACGGCCUCAAGAUCACCCAGGCGCCGCAGGUGAGCAUCAGCCGCAGCAAGUCCUACCGGGAGAACGCCUCCCUGAGCCGGGGAGAGGGCGAGCGGAGCCCCGCGGAGGCCUCGGAGGACGGCGGCCUCGGCCUGGUGGAGCUGGGGCCGCUCAAGUUCGAGGAGGAGGACGCCGGGAAGGAGGAGGGGAGCUGCGGGGACGCGGCCGCGCUGUCCCCGAGCAAGGACGAGGAGCGGGAGAGCCUGCACGCCGGGGACGGGGACGUGAGGGACGGGGAGGACAGCGUGUGUCUGUCGGCGGGCAGCGACUCGGAGGAAGGGAUGCUGAAGCGGAAGCAGCGGAGGUACAGGACCACCUUCACCAGCUACCAGCUGGAGGAGCUGGAGAGGGCCUUCCAGAAGACCCACUACCCCGACGUGUUCACCAGGUCAGACAAACACAAACACAUUGACAUAACUGAGGAGGUUUUGUGGUUUCAGGUCUGGUUCCAGAACCGCAGGGCCAAGUGGAGGAAGCGUGAGAAGGCCGGGGUGCAGGCCCACCCCUCAGGCCUGCCGUUCCCAGGCCCGCUGGCCGCGGGUCACCCGCUCAGCCACUACCUGGAGGGAGGACCCUUCCCCCCACACCCCCACCCGGCCCUGGAGUCYGCCUGGACGGCCGCUGCGGCGGCCGCCGCCGCCUUCCCGGGCCUGGCCCCGCCGCCUCACAACAGCUCGGCUCCGCCCCUCGCCACCCCGCUGGGGCUGGGCACCUUCCUGGGCACGGCCGCCAUGUUCCGGCACCCCGCUUUCAUCGGACCCACCUUUGGCAGACUCUUCUCCAGUAUGGGCCCCCUGACGAGUGCUUCCACGGCCGCCGCCCUGCUCCGCCAGCCGGCGCCCCCCAUCGACAACCCCUCUCACGCCGGCUCCGUCCUCCCCGACCCCUCGUCGUCCUCCUCCUCCUCGUCCUCCUCGGUGGCGGCGGCGGCGGACCGCAGGGCCUCCAGCAUCGCGGCGCUGCGCCUCAAGGCCAAGGAACACUCGGCCCAGCUCACCCAGCUGAACAUCCUGCCCGCCGGGGCCGCGGGGAAGGAGGUGUGCUGAACACUCCACGCCAGCCUCCCCCCCCCCCAUUCCAUGACCUCCAACUCCCCCCCCUUACUCAUACCUCUGGAGGCUGAUGUCCUGAUGCGCCCCCACCUCCCCAUGUUCCCCCAACAAAAAGCACGACCAAAUGCAGAAGAGCACUGAUUGAAAACGUGUUUGUGAUAAUUCUAUCACCUUCUCACAACAGAUCUUUCUGAACUCAGAGCAUUCACCCAGAUAUUUUCAUCCAAAAAAUAAAAAGAUACAUUUAUAUAGAUUUUUAAAGAUUUAUCAACCCUUUCACAAUCACCCAAAACGUGGAUUUUUAAGAUUUUUACUCAGACUUAAUAAGAGCUUAGCUUUGAUUUUACCCGUCCUUGUUUUUGUCUGUAAUUAAUCUUAUUAAAAUUAUGAUUGUUUUUAAAUACGAGGUGAAAACAGAGCAAACAAAAAUACAUUACGACUGCGUUUUUUUGCCCAAAUAUUAACUGUGGGAAUUGAACUUUUAUUUUAGUUUUAUUUUACUCACACACACACACAAACAGGGAAACCCACUUUUCCUUUAGAAAACCGUUCAUUAASCGUGGACAACAGUCGUGCUCGACUUUAACAGAACUUUAAUCUGUAUGCAUUUAUAUGAGCUGAGCUGGUUUUUAACAAAAGGCGAGCUGGAGGAGGUCUUACCCCCUACACACACACACACACACACACACACACACACACACACACACACACACACACACACCUCCUGAACCAAAGGAAAAAAAAAUGUCCGUAGACCUUCCACAAGCCUGACUCGUCUCGUCUGCUCGCCCGUCCCGCUCAGCGGUCCCAACACUCUGAGCUCGUUGCAACAUUUUCUUUAAAAAAAAAACAAAA
This is a messenger RNA of Austrofundulus limnaeus, 2508 nucleotides long. RefSeq names its product aristaless related homeobox a (gene arxa). Gene Ontology annotation, molecular function: DNA-binding transcription factor activity, RNA polymerase II-specific; RNA polymerase II transcription regulatory region sequence-specific DNA binding. The record is from RefSeq and is a predicted model, not a curated record. Bases 238 to 1647 code for a protein of 469 amino acids. Gene Ontology annotation, biological process: regulation of transcription by RNA polymerase II. The transcript is spliced from 5 exons. NCBI's taxonomy places the organism in Eukaryota, Metazoa, Chordata, Actinopteri, Cyprinodontiformes, Rivulidae.